UCUACUGUACAGUCUCCCCACCAUCCUCCGACGCUUUCUUCGCACAGAAAGACCAUCUAACCGAGGCAGUUUGUCGAUAGCUUUCAAUCAUUCUCUUCCAAAACAUGUACCCGCCCUGUCAGAGGGUUCCCAUUCCAAACGCCCUCGAAUAUGCCGGGACAGUGCCGUAUUCAAAUAUUCCAUCGCCGAUUGAUCCGCUUUCGCCUGUCCAGCGCACCUUGUUCCCAAUUUAUAACACCGCUGCGCCUUCUCCCAUAUAUCGACCACAUGCGCGUCGCGACCGAUCUUUGGAUUACACCUUAGGACCAGACGAUACGCAGGUUCAACCAGCGCUUUCUUAUGUUCCUAGCGAUCCACCGCUUGUCCCGACGUCACAUGUAAACGAUACUAGUUUCACCAGAGACGCGCGCUACGCCUUUCCGUCUCCAUUCCACGCACAGCAGGAGACGCCCAACAGCUUUCUCCGCCACAGCGCUUCACAGCAGUUCCCACUUCCGCCACUAUCAAGCUUGGGCCUCCCUCAGGUACCGCGAGCGCAUUCCAAUCCGUCGCUAUCGUCAUCCUUUGGUGCAAACCUUAUCUCUCACGUUGAAAUCCCCUCUUAUCAGGGAGAACAAGUUCCUGACGCCGAAGCAUUUCUUCGAGAGCAGUUCAGCAUACCACCCAACGUCCCCGUCAAUCUCGACGCGCUCCCAGAUCCCCCUCCCGGUGUACGUCCCGACUACACAAACUCCCAGCUCGCUCGACUCGCUAUCUAUGGUCAUCCACAACACAGAGCCACUUUGCAUCAGCUCCUGAAGGCUAUAGAGGAUCGGUUUGAUUGGUACAAGAAGGAAAAGAAAUCUUGGAGAGGUAGCAUCCGUCACCUCCUCUCUCUCGAAUCGCUUUACGUCAAGGUCGAGCGACAGAAGACCGAUCGAGGCUCUGGAUCAUACUGGACCUUGGAUGUCAGGAACCCUAAAGGAAUGAAGCGCCCUCGCAAACGUACCCGCCAUCGUAGCAACGAACAAAAAUCGAAUCCCUACCCCACCUUGGGUGCCAUGAAGAUGGACAUAUCCCAUAUAGCUCCUCGAGGCUCCGCCUCCCCUGAGCGCUGUAACUCCGUCGCAAGCUCACAGUCAUCUGCCUACUCUCAGAGAAUGGAUAGCCCGGGGUUCAAUGACGGUUAUUUCCAGACUCAAUAUGAUGUCGUGUCGUCUUCGUGGAAUGCACGGAGCAGUUCACACUGAAGGGCGCUUUCCUGGGGAUAUGCCCUGGUAACAAUCAAUGCGUAUCAUUCCUGCCGAGAGAUGGCACUUGUUUGGGAGGGAGAGGAUUUAGGAUCUGUGUCAGUUGAUUAUCCACCUUCAUCUCCGCCGUUUAAUUGCUCUGUUGUUAUCUUGCUCUGUACCAUGUACUAUUCU
Molecule: messenger RNA, 1403 nt
Organism: Desarmillaria tabescens
Lineage: Eukaryota; Fungi; Basidiomycota; Agaricomycetes; Agaricales; Physalacriaceae
Exons: 4
Coding region: 105-1229 (374 amino acids)
Biological process (GO): regulation of transcription by RNA polymerase II
Cellular component (GO): nucleus
Molecular function (GO): DNA-binding transcription factor activity, RNA polymerase II-specific; RNA polymerase II cis-regulatory region sequence-specific DNA binding
Source: RefSeq, a predicted model, not a curated record